AUGAAAACGAUGACAGGAUCAAACGAGUUCAAACUAAAUCAAACUCCAGAUGAUGGUAUUUCAUCAGUGAAGUUUAGUCCAAAUACAUCUCAGUUUCUCCUUGUUUCAUCCUGGGACAACACUGUCCGGCUCUAUGAUGUUCCUGCCAACAGCAUGAGACUCAAAUACCAACAUUCAGGAGCUGUCCUGGACUGUGCUUUUUAUGAUCCUACUCAUGCCUGGAGUGGAGGAUUAGAUCAGCAAUUGAAAAUGCACGAUCUAAACACGGACCAAGAAAACCUUGUUGGUGCCCAUGAUGCUCCUAUCAGAUGUGUUGAGUAUUGCCCAGAAGUGAAUGUCAUGGUGACUGGAAGCUGGGACCAAACAGUUAAGCUGUGGGAUCCCAGAACUCCUUGUAAUGCAGGAACCUUCUCUCAACCUGAAAAGGUCUACACACUUUCUGUGUCUGGAGAUAGAUUAAUUGUGGGCACGGCAGGCCGGAGAGUGCUGGUGUGGGACUUGCGGAACAUGGGUUAUGUUCAGCAGCGAAGAGAAUCAAGUCUGAAAUACCAGACCCGUUGCAUCAGAGCAUUUCCGAAUAAACAGGGCUAUGUUUUAAGUUCUAUUGAAGGUCGUGUUGCAGUGGAAUAUUUGGAUCCAAGUCCAGAAAUCCAGAAGAAGAAAUACGCUUUCAAGUGUCACCGUUUGAAGGAAAACAACAUUGAGCAGAUUUAUCCAGUCAAUGCUAUUUCUUUCCAUAAUGUCCACAACACGUUUGCUACAGGAGGUUCCGAUGGAUUUGUAAACAUUUGGGAUCCAUUUAAUAAGAAGCGGCUGUGUCAGUUCCAUCGGUAUCCCACGAGCAUAGCGUCACUCGCCUUCAGCAACGAUGGAACCACCCUUGCAAUAGCUUCUUCAUAUAUGUAUGAAAUGGAUGACAUUGGACAUCCUGAAGAUGGUAUCUAUAUUCGCCAAGUGACAGAUGCAGAAACAAAACCGAAGUGA
Messenger RNA from Mesitornis unicolor (brown roatelo), 984 nucleotides. It is a transcript of the gene BUB3, whose product is annotated as BUB3 mitotic checkpoint protein. The transcript has 7 exons. Bases 1 to 984 code for a protein of 327 amino acids. Gene Ontology annotation, biological process: mitotic spindle assembly checkpoint signaling. NCBI's taxonomy places the organism in Eukaryota, Metazoa, Chordata, Aves, Mesitornithiformes, Mesitornithidae. The record is from RefSeq and is a predicted model, not a curated record. Gene Ontology annotation, cellular component: bub1-bub3 complex; mitotic checkpoint complex; kinetochore. Gene Ontology annotation, molecular function: ubiquitin binding.